This is a messenger RNA of Saxophila tyrrhenica, 573 nucleotides long. RefSeq lists its product as uncharacterized. Gene Ontology annotation, biological process: proteolysis. Lineage: Eukaryota; Fungi; Ascomycota; Dothideomycetes; Mycosphaerellales; Extremaceae. The transcript has 2 exons. Bases 1 to 573 code for a protein of 190 amino acids. The record is from RefSeq and is a predicted model, not a curated record. Gene Ontology annotation, molecular function: serine-type carboxypeptidase activity.
AUGGCGCCAACCGGGUUACUCUCGGUCCUUCUGCUGCUUCUCCACGCCUUCAUUGUCCGCACCAACGCCGCCCGCGAGUGCCAGUCCACGGACUGCUACCGAUACUACAACAAGCAGACCCGCAAAUACUUCGUCGAGAAGUGGCCCUUGGUUAAUUGGCCCACGGGCGAGUUCUACGCUGGCAACGUCCCCAUCGACGAGUCUGAUCCUUCCCGAAGCUUGUUCUUCGUCUUCAAGCCCGCUUCGGAUGCUCCAGUGAACGAGACAACCAUCUGGCUGAACGGCGGGCCGGGAUGCUCGUCACUCGCUGGCUUCCUGCAGGAAGUUGGUCCCAUUGAAUGGGCCCCUGGCCAACUGAAGCCUGUCAAGAACCAGCAGUAUGCAUGGUCUAAGAUCACGAACAUGCUGUGGGUGGAGUAUCCAGUGGGAGUGGGGUUUACGACCGGUGAAAUCCGUGCGAGGAACGAGGUUGAUGCCGCAAAGGACUUCGUGGGUUUCUUCAAGAACUUCCAGAAGCUGUUCAGCAUUCAGGACUACAAGACAUAUGUCACGGUACUGUCUGAACAACAAUGA